This is a messenger RNA of Aspergillus saccharolyticus JOP 1030-1, 728 nucleotides long. RefSeq lists its product as uncharacterized. The record is from RefSeq and is a predicted model, not a curated record. The transcript has a single exon. NCBI's taxonomy places the organism in Eukaryota, Fungi, Ascomycota, Eurotiomycetes, Eurotiales, Aspergillaceae. The coding region runs from base 213 to 650 and encodes 145 amino acids.
CAUUAAAUGGCCUGACGGCUAUGUCAUUUCUUUUGUUUUUAUGUUCCAUAGGACUUUCGUUCCAGUGCUAUCCUCUUCAGUUCGCCCUAUUUGUUGGUGUUGUCUGCAUUUUCUAUGUUGGUAAUAUCUUGUUGUUGAUGGCAGGUCUAUGACUCACUGGGAUCUAUUAUACCCCAUUUGCAUCAAACCUGGAGUCUGGUUGCCUCUUAAGUAUGUUUCUCCAAGACGUUGAAUCGGCAAGGCUUGAUGGCUGCGUGGUAUGCUUCAUUGUUUAUAUUGCCGGUGCAUUUCCAAGUCAUGUUCCUUCACCCACCCCUUGUUGUGACGGCUUUCUUUUCAUUUCUAAUCUCUCCUGGUCGCCAUACUUCCCAUUUAGGCUGAUCAUGGUUGGACUGUGUCAUACAUUACCUUCCCUGGCUAGGUCACCUGUGAUGAGGCCCGAGGUAUAUCCACUGAAGGCAACUCGGAGGUAUUUGUUGCUGAUACAUAAAACCGCAUACAACCUCUACAGUCUCUAUUACGUUGAUUUAUGUCUUCCCAUGGUAUUUGCGGAUAUGUGUUCGCAGUCAUUCUCAUUCAUGUCAUUCAUUCUUCGUCACGCUUGUCUCCUGCGGCGACCAAGGAGCUGCUACUCAAUCAUGGGUCUUUAAUAUCACUUUCCUUUCUUUACUUCAUCAGUUUUGCCGCCCAUCUACUACCAACAUGCUAUACAUAAGCGAUGCGGGUUU